This is a messenger RNA of Eriocheir sinensis (Chinese mitten crab), 8920 nucleotides long. RefSeq lists its product as uncharacterized. Lineage: Eukaryota; Metazoa; Arthropoda; Malacostraca; Decapoda; Varunidae. The coding region runs from base 122 to 2575 and encodes 817 amino acids. The transcript is spliced from 10 exons. The record is from RefSeq and is a predicted model, not a curated record.
GAGGGAAGGAGACUCCGCAGGUGAAGAAGAGGAGGAAGAAGACUCAGGUGGCUCCCUCAUCACCCUCAGCCUCACCUGCGUCGCCGUGAAGUCCGCCAGAGGCGGCAAUGUGCUAGCUGGCAUGCGGAGGAGUGGCGGGGGUGGGGGAGGGGGGGCCGGGGGGUUUAACAAGCCCCCACCAGCCCCCCUCACCCACAGUGGGGCUGGCCGGGUGAGGCUCCACACCCCGGACCUUGCGUCGCCAGCCCUCACCAAGGACAGGUUUGGGCCAGCCCGGGAGAGGUCACCCAGCACCAUGCCGCUCUCCCCCUCACACCCAGCCAGCCGAGAGAAGUCCCCCAACCCUUCCUCGCACCACCACGACCUCCACGAUUGCUCCAUGUGCCUCUCUGCCUACCUCCAGUCCUUGAAUACGGUGUGUGGCACAGCUUGUCGGCUCUCCCAGUGCCUGGCGCAGUCGUGUGGGGACGAGGCCGGGCCAGGGCUGGUGCGGGAGGUGGCGGAGGCGUGGGAGGGUGUGGCGCGGUCAGUGGGCGUGGCCUCGGCGUCUGUCAAGAACCAGAUGUUGGUGCUGGUGCAGGAGGCCCAGAGCACCCGCCAGGACCCCAUGGCCUCCCAGGCGGACCGCCGGGCUGACCUGCAGCGGGUGGUGAUGAUGAUGCUGUCGGCCUUCCUGGGGCUGCAGCAGCAGUUCUCGGUGGCCGUGCUGGAGCGCUUCUCUGGGGUGGUGGCCGCCCUCAGGGAAGAGGGCCUCAAGCAGGGCUCUAGCCAUCCCUCUGACCUCCCCGCCCAAGGCCAGCACCUGCUUGGCCCGGUAGCUGCCAGGGAGAGCCCCAGCCUGGAGGACAAGACCCCGGGCCGCCCUCCCUCCGCGGGCACGUCCCGGCCCCAGACGGCCUGGGUCGGCCCUGCCAGCCCCGGAGCAAGCAACCUGACUCCCGGCAACUGCCAGACCCUGGCCCCUGGCUCAGCCUGGCCCCCCGACGCCAUCUCUCGCCGCUGGUCCAUGGUGGACGGCUGGGCCACCCUGGGCAACUUCAGCCUGCUGGCCAGCCGCCGCUGGUCUGUGCCUGAGGCAGACGGGGAGGGUGGGACUGCCUCCGGGGCUGGGCCCUGGGGUGGCCUCACCCCCACCUCCAGGGACAGCAGUGUGACCCGCAGCCCCACUCACAGCCGCUCCACCACGCCAGACCCCAAGGGCCAGGGCUCCUUCAUCAGCAACGAGGAGCUGCAAGACGUGAUCGACCUCCUCUCCAUCCCUCUGUCAGACCCGCCCGCACCAGGGAAGGGCGGCGACGGAGGCGUUGGCAGGCCCAGCUUUGAUGGUGGAGGAGGAGGAGGAGGAGGAGUCAUCGGGCGGAACAGUUUUGACGGCGGAGUUGGCGGCGCAAGAAACAGCAUUGACAGCAGCGGGCGGAACAGUUUUGACAGCGGUCUGGGUGGGCGGAACAGCUUUGACAUUGGCAGCGGCAGCAGAAACAGCUUUGAUGGAGGAGGAGGAGCGAGAAAUAGCUUUGACGGAGGAGGAGGAGCAGCAAGAAACAGCUUCGACGGAGGAGGAAGUGGAGGGAGGAAUAGUUUUGAUGCAGGUGGAACAGGAGGACCGAGGAAUAGUUUCGACGGAGGUGGAGGAGGAGGAACAGGAGGAGGUGGAGGCAUAUCACCCGUCGGUUUAAGCCCCACACACCACCACCACCACCAAAACCCCCUCCAGCACCCCUCCAUUGCCCAGCUGUUCGAGGAGGCAACCAAACAACACCAACAACAGCAACCACAACCUCCGAUCAAGCCGCCACAAUCACCCCAACAGCAACUCCCAUACCACCACCACCAGCAACACCCACAUCAACACCACACUCAGCUCCACCACCACCAGCCGCAGCAACCGUUCACCGCUCGGCGUUCCAUCGGGGAGAUCGUUCCCGAGACCCCCGACAGAAGCUCCCAGGUCUCCACGCCCCUUUGGCCACCGUCAGGAAUUGCCCCAGGUGUCACGCUAACGGAGUGUCCAGGAGCAAGUGGAGACCAGGACUCACCCCUUCCCCUCUGGACAGAGGGCGUUGGGUGUGAGCGGCGGGGGGGUGGGGGGGGACAGGCCCGGGACUCAGCUCAUCGCGCCUCAUGGCCAGCUGCAGCCCCUCCUCCCUCGCUCAUGUGGGCUGGUCUGGAGGGCUUAACAGGGGGCAGCGACAGACUAGGAGGCGCCGAGGAGGACGGUCUAGCCAGCAGCAUAUCCCCGGCCUGCUCACCCCAAUACCGACGGCACUCAACCGACACCACCCACCUGGCCCCCCACCACCCGCACCACCUCACCGGCACCCCCACCACCACCGCUUCUGCUGCCGCCGCUGCGAUCGCCACCACCGCCCCCGCCUCCAUACCCAAGACGCGGAGCUCGGAUAAUAUUGCGCAGGUUCGUGCCGGAGGAGGGGGCUGUCACGGGGGCGGUGCCCAGGCCAGCACCGGUGGAAGCUGCCUCGACAACAACCUCCAGCACCUCCUCCUCCUCAACUCACUACUACCCGCCUCCUCCCCGCCCUCACCCACCUCCCAGUACUCCCUCUUCACCUCUUGAAAUGGCCCUAAAACCACUCAACCACACCACCAAGGCUCUCCUCUGGUAAGGUUUGCGGUGGUCUCGUGCUGUGGUCUGGUAGCGUAGCGGAGGUGCCGUGGGUUUGGAUGUUAGUUGGGGUUAGGCUUUCAGGAACGGCCUCGUGUAGAUUCAGUUUUGUUGAUGUGGUUUUGCGUUCCUUUGAAGCCAAGAGUUGUGGGGUCGUGCGAUGGGAGAGUUUUUUAGGGGACUAUUUGAUCACAGGUUCUAUAUUGCUACCAGAAGAGCCUUGUGAAAUUCAAAUUGAGGCUGAAAUGACUACUUAUUCAUGUGUGUGUGGGCUCUAGGGACUUCCUCUAGAUUCUAAUAAUGCCUAGAGUUCCCCAAAAAGCCUUUACUCUGUCAGCAUCUGUUUGAAUUUCACACGGUUCAUCUCGUUUGGCUAACAGAAAAGUCUUACGAAAUUCAAAUUAAGGCUGAAAUGACUGCUUCUGCGUGUGUUUGUGGGCUCAAAAGUCUUAUUCGAGAUCAUAACAAUACCUAGACUCCCCCAAAAAACACUUAUUAUAUCAGUAUCCACUUAAAUUUUACUUCGUUCAUCUUUUCGUAACAAUAUGGCAUCUGUGAAGUCAAGUCCGUCAGGCUCUCCCAUCCCACAACUCCAGCUCAGCCUCAAGACACCACAGUUCCCCCUUCAAGAAUGACUAGCGUGGGCUGGCACCAUUGGUCUUACAUGUGGCGGGCGGGUUGUUUUUUAGAGCGUGGGCAGCUUGUGUUAACCGGUCACUUAGCAAGACGGUUACUGCCUAGGCCAUCCCCCUCAGUUUCCGUGCCCAUGUUGUAUAUUGUUUCGUGUCCGGGUUUUUUGCGACUGGAGCGCCUAACAGUUUACUAUAUAGUCCCUCCAUAACCCUUUGAUGAUGUAUUCUCUCGUGUGUCGUUGUUGGUUUAGUCAUGUCGUGUUAUAUCGCCAAGAAGGGAAAGAACGGAAGAAGGUUAUGAGUGGGUUAGUUUUACCUUCCUUUACGUCAAAUUAGAAAGGCUGAUCUCUGUCCUUUUUGCAUAUUAGAGAGAACAGAGAAAAGAUUAUGACUGUUCUUGGGUAUAAUUGGUUCAGUCAUCCCUUCCUUUAUAUUAGACAAAGAAACUGACCUCCAUUCUUUUGCUUAUUAUAGAAAACGGAGAAAAGGUUAUGACUGUUCUUGGGUAUAAAUGGGUCAGUCAUGCCUUCCCUUAUAUUAGACAAAGAAACUGACCUCCAUUCUUUUUGCUUAUUAGAGAAAACAGAGAACAGGUUAAGACUGUUUUGGGGUAUAAUUGGUUAAGUCAUACCUUCUUUUGUGUUGUAUCAAGAAACUGACCUCUAAUCUUUUUGCUUAUUAGAGAAAACAGAGAAAAGGUUAUGACUGUUCUUGGGUAUAAAUGGGUCAGUCAUCCCUUCCUUUAUAUUAGACAAAGAAACUGACCUCCAUUCUUUUUGCAUAUCAUAGAAAACAGAGAAAAGGUUGUGACUGUUCUUGGGUAUAAUUAGUUUUGUCGUGCCUUCCCUUACGUCAAGCCAAGAAACUGCCCUCUACCUUUUUUGCAUAAUAUAGAAAAUGGAGAAAAAGUAAUGACUGUAGUAGGCUAUAACUGGAUGAGUCAUACCUUCCCUUAUAUUAGAUAAAGAAACUGACCUCUAAUCUUUUUGCGUAUCAUAGAAAACAGAGAAAAGGCUAUGACUGUAGUUGGCUAUAAUUGGUUGAGUCAUACCUUCCCGUACAUCAGACCAAGAAACUGCCCUCCAUCUCUACAGCAUAUUAGGGAAAACAUAUACUGAUUAUGUGAUAUUUUCUGGUCAUUUGAGGAUCUAUAGUUCAUUUCUAAAGCAUACAAGGGGGUGUUUAUUUGUUUUUCGUAUGGUAACUUUGUACCAUCGCUCUUCCAAGAGAUAUUGACGAAACUUUUAUGAAUUCGACCCUCAGACUUUGUUCGGCCCACCACUCUUAAGGUUCUCAUGUGCAGCACCGACCUGUUAGAAAGGGUGAGAUUUUAACAGCUGGACGGUCAGUGAUUUCCAGGUGCCCCUUCUUCUUCUUCUUCUUCUUCUUGGUGAAACAAAUCAAAAUGUUGUAAUUAGUAUUAGUAUUGGUUGGCGGUUAAGGAGAGCUCGGCAAUGGCAGACUAUUACGCGAUUUGGUUGUGUGUGUGUGCGUGUGUCUGUGUGUGCACUGUUGCCGUGGAGCAGAAUUUUUGGGGUUUUGUUUGGUGACGGCAGAGGAGUGAGUGUGUUAAUGAUAUAGAUACUUUGUCAAGGAAGAAAGGAUGGAUUUACAGCAGAAUUCAUAGUUUUGUUGUCAGAGAAAGUUUGUGAGAGUUUGUUCUUCGUAUAAGCCAGAAUUCUUAGGUUUUCGUUCACUCGCUACAGAGGAGUGAGUGUGUUAACAACUUAGAUACUUUGUCAAGGAAGGAAGGAAGGACAGAUUAGCAACAGAAUUCAUAGUUUUGUCAUCAGAGAAAGUUUGUGAGAGCUCGUUCUUUGUAUAAGCCAGAAUUCUUAGGUUUUCGUUUACUUGCUACAGAGGAGUGAGUGUGUUAACAACUUAGAUACUUUGUCAAGGAAGGAAGGAAGGAUGGAUUAGGAACGGAAUUCAUAGUUUUGUCAUCAGAGAAAAUUUGUGAAAUUUCAUUCUUUGUGUAAACUAGAAUUCUUGGCUUCUGGUUACCAGCUACAGAGGAGUGAGUGUGUUAACGACUUAGAUAAUUUGUUAAGGAAAGAAAAGGAAGUAGAAAGGACGGAUUAGCAGUGGAAUUCAUAGUUUUGUCAGCAUUUUCUCCGAGCGAUCAUCAGUUUGUGUUCUUGUAUAAUGCAUUACUCUUUCGUUAAAUAAAAUCGAUCUAUUCUUGUCAAGGAAAGGAUGGAAAGAAGAAUGAAUUAGCAAUGGAAUUCAUAGUUUUGUCAGCAUUUUCUCCGAGCGAUCAUCAGUUUGUGUUCUUGUAUAAUUCAUUACUCUUUCGUUAAAUAAGAUUGAAUUACUCUCGACAAGGAAGGAAGGACGGAUUAGCAGUGAAAUUCAUAGUUUUGUCAGCAUUUUCUCCGAGCGAUCAUCAGUUUGUGUUCUUGUAUAGGCCAUUGCUCUUUUCAUUAGGUUACGUACAUAAGCCAAGACCGAGACUCGUCCUCAGCGAAGUCUCACGAAAACUCAGCAUAUAAUCGAUUCCUCUUCGCGCAUAAUAAUAAUUUUUUUGCAUACGUAUCAGCAGUCGUCUGGUACAUGUUCCCCUUCACAUAUAUUACCUACGUCCAUACUAAUUUGUGUUAUCGAUGAAGACCAGUGGGUUGAAAUCGUCUCCAUGUGCAGUUAAAAAAAUAUUGUGUUACGUAAUUAAGAUAAAAACCUGGUGUUAUUGAGUCAGUGAAACGUGUGUGUGUGUGUGUGCGUGUGUGUGUAAAAAGCCGUAUUCUUAACUAGCCCGUAAGCUUCAUAUAAUAAUCCCUUUUCGUGAACUGUUACCCUUAAGUUUCGUGAGGAGGAGGAGGAGGAGGAGAUGAUUGUGUUUCCGGCAGGCACAUUCAAAGGUGUGUGGAGCGAAGACACUAGCCAUAAUUUACUAACAGGACACUUGCUCGGUAAAGUUUCGAUGGUGGAUGGAUUAAGUCUUUGGCGGUGGGUGGCUUGCAUGCUACCGAAAAGACUUGUAGCUUAACCCGGUAGCAGCGACGGGCCAAAUUUGUGGCUUCACCGUUUAGCAGCGACGGGCCAUAUUUGUGCCAUGAUAUAAACCCCAAAAAUAGAUGAUACAUAAUCUGAUCACAAAUGCUUGGUUAUAUAUCAUGAAAUGGUUUGUGUGAGGGGUGAUUUUUUCUCAUUUUUCUCGCUUAGGGGGACCAUUAAGAAACAUGAUCCCUACUGCUACCGGGUUAACCCACUUGAAAGAUAUCACACACAGUUGGCUCACAUCACUGCUUUGCAUAAUUUCAAUACAGUCAGACUCUGCAACUGUCACUGAAAAAUAUAUAGGAAGGUUUUCACACACUAUUGUACCACGAAACUUGCACUAUUGAACCGAGCUUGCAUAAUAAUCGGUAUGCAUAAUAUAUAUAAAGGAAAUAAGGGACUUGGAAAUGACCCUGAUGGUUUAUUUAAGUCAAUACUGGCCUUGGUUGUCUCCAUAAUUGUAGUUCAUAGUAGUGAGUAACAACCGUUGGAGGUCUUCGUCGAUAUUCUUAAAUGCUUCUGCCUCCCACAUCGACUACUUUCAAAGGCCAAAAAGGAGACUAAUUGGGUUUUCAUUUGUGUUUCCUUGGGUUCACAGUACAGAGGAAGGGUCAGACUACCACCAGGGCCAUAAAACUACCCACAAAAAUGCCCCACACUCCUAUGAAAGCCUUGCCAAAUAUGUGACCUUGCCUCCCAUAUUAACUAUUUUGAAAGGCCGUAAGGGAGAGAAAUUGGGAAAGUGUCGUAAUUGGAGACUGAAACGUUUAAGAAUAUAGAACUUCAUGGGUCCUUGUUAAUUAAUAGAACCUUCAGUGGGUAGUAUCGGCAUUAACAUGACCCCACAGUUAAGCAGAGCAGUGACUUAUCUCCUUGUAGUGGUCAUAAUAAUAAUAAUAGUAAUAAUAAUAAUAGUGAUAAUUUUGAGUCAUCACCAAAUACGUUCGGUGCUGGAUUAACCAAACUCGGUGGUCUUACGAAACAUUUACGAGUGGACAUUGCUGGUGGGUUUGUGUGUGUGUGUGUGUAUGUGAGAGUGAGAGAGAGAUUAAGGUCACGUCAAGUGGUGGCAUAACAUCGCUCAUUACGUAGUGAAGGUCGGAGAUGAGGUGCAAAUUUAAAGAGCUGUUCAUGGUAAUAAUAAUAAUAAUAAUAAUAAUCAGCAAUAAGACUGAUUAACAUUGUAGUGAAUCCAGGUUGUCUUCAUAUCACAUAGAAAUAGCAAUGUUCAUGGGCGAGGUUACCAAUAACACCUUCAACUUUCUAAACAAUUAAAAUAUAUAUUGCAACCACAUAAAUUCAGUACAAAUUACAUAAAAAUUAAGACCCAUGAGAGCCGUUUCAAACUGGCAUACAGGCUUUCAUGAGUGUCUCCUUAGGUUCAUGGUACAGAGGAAGGGUCAGACUACCACCAGGGUCAUGAAACUACUCUUGAAUAUGACCCACUCCUAUUAAAGCCUUGCCAAAUCUGCUUCUGGCUCCCACAUUAACUAUUUCCAAAGACCAAAAAAGAGAUCACUCGGGUUUUCAUGAGUGUUUCCUUAGGUUCAUGGUACAGAAGAAGGGGCAGACUACCACCAGGGUCAUACAAACACCUCUGAAAAUCCCCCAAAAGAACCCCUAUGAAAGCCUUGGUAUUAUUCGCAUCCUCAGCUCCGACCCGACCUCACUGACAAGCCAGAGUAUUCAUAGUUGUCUGUUGUCUGUCUUUCAAAUCGUAACUAACAUGUACCUUUGUAAGCGCCACUAAGGGAAGAUGAAAAGGUCUCGAGUGGUUGAGUGUCAGUGACUUUGUUUGGUUAGGUUUUCAAGACGGCUAUGUUGGGAUGAAGCUUGAAGGGCAGGAUAAGGGUGUGUGCGUAGGGGUGAAACUAUCCCAAAGUCGAAGAGAGGAUUUGUAUGCCAGAUGUAUUGAAUGUAUUGGUAAGUAUUGACAGUUACGUGGCUAGUGUUGUUUUUAAUUCAGUUCCUCGUCUGGAAUUAGUUUGAAGUGUUGGAUAUUCAGAGUUGCAGUAUGUUGGCAUAUUAUGAAAUUGGUCUUGAAAGUAAUAUAGUAAAGUAAUUCUAGUUUUGAGAUAAUUAGUUAGAAGGAUAUUAGAUUUUCAGUUACGUCAACAUUACAAACUCGAUCGUAUAGAGUGACAUUAAAAUCAGCAAAGCUAACUAUCCGUGCAUUAUAAAAGGUAUAUUAUGUGGUUAGUUCGACGUCAUAAUUCUAGUUUUGAGACGGAAUUAGUUAUAAGUAUAUCGGAUCUUCAGAGUUACAUCAUUACAGAACUCGAUCGUAUGAAAUGACGUAUUAAAAUCAACAAAAACCUAUUAACCGUACCUUCAAAGACAGGCCUAAAACACACCAGCCACGUAACUGUUAACAAAUUAUACUACCCCAUUCUAAGAGUCAGGCAAUAGUCGUGUCCAGAACCAUAAUAAUUGUCCAGUAGGCGACGUAUGUUACCGUGAAUUUCAAGCGAGAUGAAUAGAACUCAUGCUGGAUGUUAAGGUUGUACGGCGAAGAGGAGGAAGCACGUCUGUAUAUGUUUCUUUCCGGGAAUGUUGGCAGCUGCUGAUUAUUAUGUUAUGUUUUCUGUGACGUAGAUAAGGCAGCAUUAGUCACAGGUGAGGUGGCUGGUCCCUUCCUACACCUGCUUCAAGUAAAGAUCUAAACCUA